Podarcis muralis (Common wall lizard) is the source of this 1926-nucleotide messenger RNA. It is a transcript of the gene RSRC1, whose product is annotated as arginine and serine rich coiled-coil 1. Gene Ontology annotation, molecular function: RNA binding. Lineage: Eukaryota; Metazoa; Chordata; Lepidosauria; Squamata; Lacertidae. Gene Ontology annotation, cellular component: nucleus; cytoplasm. The record is from RefSeq and is a predicted model, not a curated record. Gene Ontology annotation, biological process: alternative mRNA splicing, via spliceosome.
GAUGAGCUCCGGGGAUCGUCUAGUCAGGCCUGAGCGGCGGAAGGAGGCGCCGAAGCUGAAACUACGGAAGCUCAGCGGCCUUCGGCGGGCGCGCCGGCUUCGGAGCUUGUUAAAAUGGGUCGCCGCUCAUCAGACACCGAGGAAGAGAGCAGAAGCAAAAGAAAAAAGAAACACCGUAGGAGGUCAUCUUCAAGCAGUUCUUCUGAUAGCAGAACUUACAGCCGUAAAAAAUCAGGAAGGAAGUCAAGGUCACGGUCUCGAGAUCUCCAGUUUCGUUCACAUUCAUAUGAAAAGAGGCACAGGCAUCGAUCUAGCAGCAGCUCUUCAUAUGGAUCCAAGAGAAAACGGAGCCGGAGCCGUUCAAGAGACCGAGGAAAAUUAUAUCGGUCUCAGAGAUCAAGAUCAAAGAGCAGAACAAGAAGGUCCCACUCCAGACCUCAACAACGGUCUUAUAGCCGAAGCAGUGAAAGGACCAGUCACAGAAGAACACGCAGCAGAUCUCGUGAUAAAGAAAGACGUAAAGGCAGAGAUAAAGAGAAGACAAGAGAGAAGGAGCGGGCUAGAGGAAAAGAAAAGGACCAGCAUUAUACCCAAAGUGGGGAUGCUGGAAACAUCAAAGCUGGAUUAGAACAUCUGUCCGCGGCUGAACAGGCGAAAGCUAGAUUACAGUUGGUUCUUGAAGCUGCUGCAAAAGCUGAUGAAGCGUUAAAAGCUAAAGAAAGAAGUGAAGAAGAAGCAAAGAAGAAAAAGGAAGAAGACCAAACCAGCCUCGUAGAGCAAGUGAAACGAGUAAAAGAAAUUGAAGCAAUUGAAAGUGACUCCUUUGUUCCACAGACAUUCAGAUCAAGUAAAGAAGUCAAAAAGGCAACAGAACCCGCUGAAGUCAAAAGCGAAGCUGCAGCAGCAGAACCGGGAAGUUCUGUUCUCACAUCUAUUGAAAAAGAAACAGUGCCUGGAAUUAUUCCUACUGCUAUCAAAUACCAAGAUGAAAACUCACUAGCCCAUCCUAACCUGUUUGUUGACAAGGCAGAAGCAGAAGAAAGAUGGUUCCAGAGGCUGAUUUCUCUUCGUCAAGAGAGGCUAAUGGGCAGCCCUGUGGCCUGGGUGAAUUAAACAGCCUACAGAAUUUCAGUGUCUUCUGUGCUAUAAAAAUCCAGUGGUAAAACUGGAUGAGUGUCCAAGUAAGCAUGGCCUAUCAGGAAAUAAAUUUUUUAUCCUGGCUUCUGUUUGAGGCCAACAUUGUUUUAAUUGAGAAUUGUCUUAGCAUAACUGCGCGUAUCUGAAUGGAUGGUGGGUAGAAUGAAGAUGAGAUGAGAGGGAGCACCAGAAGAUCUGCUAAAUUACUGCAUAAAAGAAAUUAUGCCUUAUUGUCCUGAAGGCAGCUGAGAGAUCCUGGUGGUGUUUUGACAGAAUUCAGUCCUGUUGGGAAGAACAUUUAGGAUUUGUUUCCUUAACAAUCUAAUACCUCUUUCCUCCCAACAGAAGCAGGCAAGUCCUAACUUUCUCUGUUCUCUAUCAUUAUUAAAAUGUAAUCAUAUGCUUUGCUGCCUGUUCAACAAAUUAUUCUGAAUACAGGACACAGACAAAUAGAGGGGAAAGAGAAGAGAUCAUUUGGUGUUUUGCAGUUUUCAUUCUUAAACUGUCUCCAGUGUGUAGUUAUAUAGAUGCAAUUGUAAGGUAUUAAGAUACUAUUUAGUACCUCUGUGCUCUAAGGGUGAAACAUACCUCUAGAUUCUGUGACACUUUCCCCAUUGAUGCUCAUUCAAAGUCCAGGCAUGGAGCUCCUUGAUAAGAACUGGAAACUGGCAAUUGUAUAGGAAAGGCACCCACUAUCCCUAAACUACAUAAUGACAGUGUAAUCUUAUUAAGUAUGCUUUGCUAACAAUUCAAGGUUCUUUAAAUAAAAGAGUAUUUUGAGCUAUGCAC